This is a messenger RNA of Paralichthys olivaceus (Japanese flounder), 2642 nucleotides long. It is a transcript of the gene g3bp1, whose product is annotated as GTPase activating protein (SH3 domain) binding protein 1. Gene Ontology annotation, molecular function: mRNA binding. Gene Ontology annotation, cellular component: ribonucleoprotein complex; cytosol. NCBI's taxonomy places the organism in Eukaryota, Metazoa, Chordata, Actinopteri, Pleuronectiformes, Paralichthyidae. The record is from RefSeq and is a predicted model, not a curated record.
GAGAACGUGGUAAGUGGGCGGGCGCGGUGCGUUUGCGGGGCUGAAACCGGUAACUGAGCAGCACGUUGUGGAGACGCUCCCGAGCUGAUCGUUAAAAAAAAUCACGCGUUUCAAAAUCCAACACUUUUUAUUUUUUGAUCAUCGACUCAUCGACAUUUCCAGUUGACCAAAGAAAUGGUGAUGGAGAAGCCAAGUGCCCAGCUGGUCGGGCGAGAGUUUGUCCGACAGUAUUACACACUCCUGAACCAGGCCCCCGACUACCUGCACAGGUUUUAUGGAAAGAACUCCUCCUACGUGCACGGCGGCUUGGACGGCAACGGCAAACCAGCCGAGGCUGUUUAUGGACAAUCUGAGAUCCAUAAAAGGGUCAUGGCUCUGAGUUUCCGGGAUUGUCAUACAAAGAUCAGGCACGUGGACGCCCACGCCACCCUGAACGAAGGCGUGGUGGUGCAGGUGAUGGGCGAGCUGUCCAACAACAUGCAGCCCAUGAGGAAGUUCAUGCAGACCUUUGUGCUGGCGCCCGAGGGCACCGUUCCAAACAAAUUCUACGUCCACAAUGACGUGUUUCGUUACCAAGACGAGGUGUUUGGCGACUCUGAUUCUGAGCCCCCAGAAGAGUCUGAGGAUGAGGUGGAGGAGAUCGAGGAGAGGGUCCCGUCCCCUGACGUCGCUGCAGAGGAGUCGGCUCCCUUCUACGACCAGACAGCCUGUUCAGAGCCGGCGGCUCCUGGUGACGAGGAUGAAGUGGCGGCAGCGAGUCCAGAGCCGGAGCCAGAGGUGGAAAAGGAGGCAGAGGCUGCAGUUGUGGAGCUGAAGUCAGAGACGUUGCUGGAGACGCAGACAGACGCACCCAAGACUGAAGACCAGACAGACAGUAGCCCCGCUGCCGCCCCACCGACUACAGAACCAGCCUCUGUGCCCGCCGAACCCGCCCCAGCCGCCCCAGAAGAAAACAGGUCUUUCUCGUGGGCGUCCGUCACCAGUAAGAACCUCCCACUCAGUGGGGCCGUCCCAGUCACAGGAAUGCCCCCACAUGUUGUCAAAGCUACUCCAGCAGCACCGCCCCGUGCAGAGGUGAAGUCAGAGACCCAGACAGCAACACAGAGACCACAGAGAGACCAGAGACCGAGGGAACAGAGGCCUGGAGGUCCUCCACCGGUGCACAGAGGACCCAGACCAGUGCGAGAAGGUGAGCAGGGCGAGACGGAGGGUCGCAGGGUGGUCAGGUACCCGGACGCCCAUCAGCUGUUUGUGGGCAACGUCCCUCAUGAUGUGGACAAGAGCGAACUCAAGGAGUUCUUUGAACAAUACGGUACAGUCCUGGAGCUGAGGAUCAACAGUGGAGGAAAGUUGCCGAACUUUGGCUUCGUGGUGUUUGACGACUCUGAGCCCGUGCAGAAGAUCCUCAGCAACAGGCCCAUCAAGUUCAGAGGCGACGUCCGUCUGAACGUGGAGGAGAAGAAGACCCGGUCAGCCAGGGAGGGCGACAGGCGGGACGUGAGGCCCCGCGGUCCUGGAGGUCCCGGUGGCCCCAGAGAGCGGAUAGGAGGUGGAGGAGGCCCCCGAGGCCCCCCCACCCGAGGAGGCAUGGCACAGAAACCGAGCUUCGGCUCUGGACGGGGCGCUGGGCCCAGCGAUGGGCGCUACUCUGCCCAGCGUCAGUGAGACGCCCGGGCUCCAAACCUGAGUUAGAUUACUGUUUGGAUUCAUUAACUUGAGUGGUCACUGAUUAUUAUUAUUAUUUUUUUUUUUCCCCAGCAGGAAUGAAUUGGACAAAACCCAAAUUAAACAAAAACCCUUCGUUGCUUUGGAGCUAGGAGAAGAAAUUGGUAGUAUUUGUUCAUUUUAAGUCGGAGUUUGGGUCGAGUCACAUUCAUCGCCCUCAUUCGACUUGUUUCCCGCUCAAUCUUCCUCCUAAACGCGACAGUAAACGAUCGUUUCGAAGGGAUUUCUGUAGCUAACUGACACAGGUCUGGUUGAGAGCUUUCACUGUCGAGUCACGCUGCCUCCUGCUGACCUCAGCCGCCGGUCACACGGCUGCCUCCUCUUCCUCCUCCUCACCUGACUCUUCUUUCUCACCUGCUGCUUUUCGUUGCCCUUGCCCUCCGAGGAAUCCAGAACGUCACUCAUCCGCUCACCCAGUCUCUCCUACAUCACCACAUGUAUUAUCCGGACUUGUCAUGUUUUUUGUUUUUUUCAUGCUGAACUUGAAUUUAUUACGAAACAAAUCAAAAACAUGCAAAACACAUGAGAAAAAAAAGGGUAAAUACUACUUGAAUUGGGGAUUAAAAAACCCAGAUGUUUGGUUUUUUUUCGCGUUCUCUCUCCCUGUUUCUUAAAGGAACGUGUACUUUACUGCUUGGGCAAUCCUGUGUAUUGCUGCCACCGUUGUAUCUAGCGAUGGAUCUGUCUUAUCUUUUUAUUCUAUCAGGUCAAGAGCUGAACUGUCGUGGUUUUAUUUGAGUAAUAAUGUUGGCUUGUAAUACGUGGAUUCAUGGAUGCGUCUGAAUGGAGCAUGUAUCAAAUCAUGUAUCAAAUCCUGUUAAGCUUCUUCUACCGAUGCACUUCAUUUGUCAUCAUGUUUAAAAAUGAGCUCACCUGCCGAUGAGAGAACUAAAUUAAAAGUGAUUUACUGUUUUAAA